CCGGUUCGGUUUUUAAGUAUAGUUUCUCACUAAUUUGCCUUAUAAAUAAGCAGGUUUAGUGUCUCUUUUUUUUAUUCAUUCUAAGUCAUACAUAUUUCAUAGAAUUUCUUCAUUGGAAAGCUGCUUCUAAUCACAUAUGAAGAUGGUUCUGAAGGUGCAAAUGAACUGUGAGAAAUGUCGAGCACAGGCUUUGAAGAUUGCUGCUGCUACACAAGGUGUGACUCAUAUGGCAAUACAAGGGAAAGAAAAAGAUGAACUAAUGGUAACUGGAGACGAAGUGGAUUCAGUUAAGUUGACUCGUUGUUUAAGAAAGAAGCUUCACCAUGCUACCAUAUUGACCAUAAAAGAAAUAAAAGAGGAGAAAGAAGAGAAGAAAGAAGAGAAAAAAGAUGAUGAAAAAUAUACCCCGCCUUAUUAUGUAUGCUAUCCCCCAUAUCCCAUGCCUCCACAAAUUAUGGUUCAAGAUCCAUGCCAAAGCCAAGCAUGUUCCAUCAUGUGAUGCAUCACUUAUCCAUCAAGUUUAUGUUACUCCAUUCUCGAUCUAAACAAGAUUAUACUCAUAUUGUAAAAUGGAUGGAAAAAAAAUUAAAUCUAUGUUACUCGAGAUAUGAUGAAUGGAGGAUACGAAUAUGUAUUUGAUAUGAUUAUAAAUUGGAAUAAAGGUCAACUGAGUCUUUACUCGAUUGACACCCGUAUUAUUGGCAUAGAA
Messenger RNA from Gossypium arboreum, 709 nucleotides. RefSeq names its product heavy metal-associated isoprenylated plant protein 47-like. The record is from RefSeq and is a predicted model, not a curated record. Gene Ontology annotation, molecular function: metal ion binding. Lineage: Eukaryota; Viridiplantae; Streptophyta; Magnoliopsida; Malvales; Malvaceae. The transcript is spliced from 3 exons. The coding region runs from base 137 to 499 and encodes 120 amino acids.